Messenger RNA from Chelonoidis abingdonii (Abingdon island giant tortoise), 2762 nucleotides. It is a transcript of the gene TRIM29, whose product is annotated as tripartite motif containing 29. Lineage: Eukaryota; Metazoa; Chordata; Testudines; Testudinidae. Gene Ontology annotation, molecular function: zinc ion binding. The record is from RefSeq and is a predicted model, not a curated record.
UUCUCCACCUCCCAGCAGAUCAAGGUGUGUCAUUUAGACAGAGGCUUUCCUGCAUUCUGCCUCUACUCCUUGCUGACCCAGCCACCAGCAAGGUUGCCUGAUCUACAGAGAGAGAAAAGCAGUUGGACAGAAGGUCUACCCCCUGCCUAGAGGGCUGAGAAAGGAGCAAGGGUACAGAAAGGCCAAAUCCUCCCUCUACACAAUGGAAACAGGGUUUGCUGCAAGGACCAAUGGUGUGGCUGGGAACCAAGAAAAUGUGACUUGUCCUUCCCCCCCUAAGAAAGAUGGACAGGAGCUAAAGAAGUCCACCAGUCCCAGUGGGGGCGAGAAGGAAGGUGCCCAAAGCACCAGCAGUCCUUCUCUUGAGACGGGGAAACUGAAGAGCUCCAUCUACUCGGGGACUGACUGGAAGAGGCCAAUCAUCCAGUUUGUGGAGUCUGAUGAGAAGAAGUCAACCUACUUCAGCAUGGAUUCAGGGGACGGGAAGAAACCAUCAUACCCUGGGGUGCAGCUUGGGGAUGUGAGUCGACCCCCCAUCUCCUUUGUAGACAAAGGGGACUUGAGGAAACCACUCUUCUUUGCAGAGUCAAAAAAGACCUUCUCCAGUGAAGGAGAGGGAAGGAGGUCAUUGUACUCAGGCGGGCAGACAGGGGACCUGAAGAAGCCCUCACUCCCUCUGGUGGAGACAGGGGACCUGAAGAGACCUAGCUACAACACGGCCAACAGAGUGCCCGGGUCGAGACCCCGGGUGAAGCUGGAGGAGGUCCUGUGCGACUCCUGCAUCGAUAACAAGCAGAAGGCGAUGAAAUCCUGCCUGGUGUGCCAGGCUUCCUUCUGCGAGCUGCACCUCAAGCCCCAUCUGGAGGGGGCUGCUUUCCGGGAUCACCAGCUGCUGGAUCCCAUCAAGGACUUUGAAGCCAGGAAGUGCCCGCUGCAUGGCAAGACCAUGGAGCUGUUCUGCCAGACAGACCAGAUGUGCAUCUGCUACCUCUGCAUGUUCCAGGAGCACAAGAACCACACCACAGUGACGGUGGAGGUUGAGAAAUCGGGGAAAGAGGCUGAGCUCUCACUGCAGAAGGAGCAGCUGCAGCUGAAGAUCAUAGAGGUAGAAGAUGAAGUGGAUAAGUGGCAAAAAGAGAAGGAUCGCAUCAAGAACUUCACCACCAACGAGAAAGCUACUGUGGACCAGCAUUACAAAGAGCUGGUCCGCGACCUGGAGAAGCAGCGGGAUGAGGUGAAGGCUGCCCUGGACCAGAGGGAAAAGACCGCAGUGGAGAAUAUAAAAGAAAUCGUGGAGGAGCUAGAAGAGAGGGCAAAGCUGCUGCAGGAGGACAAAGAGACCAGGGAGCAGAUACAUCAGAUCAGUGACUCGGUGCUCUUUCUGCAGGAAUUUGGCGCAAUGAUGAGGAACUAUAUUGCCCCGCCGUCUCUCCCGACUUACAGCGUCUUGCUGGAUGGGGACACCAUGAGCCCAUCGAUGGGGCUCCUCCGGGAUGAUCUGCUGAACGUCUGCAUGAGACACGUGGAAAAGAUCUGCAAGGCAGACCUCAGCCGGAACUUCAUAGAGAGGAAUCACAUGGAGAACGGUGAUCACCGCUACAUGCUCAAUAACUACGAGUGGAGCCAGCCUGACAAUGUGAAGAGAUUCUCCAUGUUCCUGACUCCAAAAGCCAAUUUCAACAACCGAGCAUGGGAAUAUUCCUCCUUCCAAACCACAGAGGAGACACUUGGCGUCGGUAACCCUGCUUUCUCAAUGAAAGUGGGCAGUGGAACUAAGAUGCCAUAUCAGUUCUCCCAGAUAGGGCAAAGUUCACCUGGUGACUUCAGCAAACAGUCGGAUGGAACCCUCUUCACUAAGACUGCUUACCCUGCAAUAGUGAGACACCAAGCUACAAAGGUGCAGCCGCAGACAUGGAAAUCCUCCAAGCAGUCCAUGCUGUCACACCACCGCCCCUUUUACGUCAACAAAGGCAACGGAUUAACUUCAAAUGAGGCACCUUGAAUCCCGCUGUUCAUGGGAAAAGCCAGAUGUGCCGGGAAUGGAGAACCAACCAAGAAUUUUCACAUAUGAACUUGCUACUAUAUUAAACUUCCUGCUCUAAUCUCUGGAGGGGCUGGAUAGGGUGGUCGGUGCUAGAGGAAAUGAGGACUUUUCCCAACUCAUAAUCAGUCCCAGGACCGUUUUAUAUUUCCCUUGAAAGCUCUGCUGCCCCGGAGAACUGUAACAAGCACAACCCUUGUAGAUUUCUUAUUCCCUGUCUUGCAACACCCUCCUCUGCCUGCAGAGCAGAUUGCUCUACUCCUCCUACGUGCUUGGGGGAAGGUGGGAUCUUGGAUAUGGUAUGCACUGAGCCCUUCCCCUCCAUAAUAUCAUACCAUGUGCUUCCUGCUCUCCCAACCACAUAGUCAUCACUGAAUGAAUUUGUAGAGCUGGUGAAAGGUGCCAAGUUGGAGUCUGAAGUGCUCUUUGAAUCUACAAGGCAGGGUCAUCCUGGGAACUGGCAGGCCAAGCUUUGUCUCCUCCAUCCACCUGCCUCAAACCUAAUUUGCAGACGUUCCCCCCUCCCCCAGUGGGAAGGGCAGCUCUGUCUCUGUGAACCACUCAAUCCUUGGCCUCUCGAUGGAGACACUUCCCCUUGCCAGUGUCCAGUGGUUACCACAUGGUGGACACUGCCUCUGCCCUAAGGAGAGCUCUGAGUCCCACCCACUCCUCUCACAGUGGCCACCAAAGAUGCAUCGGACUGUAACCACUUCCAGUCACU